Gorilla gorilla gorilla (western lowland gorilla) is the source of this 6816-nucleotide messenger RNA. RefSeq names its product R3H domain and coiled-coil containing 1 like (gene R3HCC1L). Bases 644 to 2920 code for a protein of 758 amino acids. The record is from RefSeq and is a predicted model, not a curated record. NCBI's taxonomy places the organism in Eukaryota, Metazoa, Chordata, Mammalia, Primates, Hominidae. The transcript has 10 exons.
GAGCAACAGCGCGCCGGUAACAACCAGCCCCGUAUCCCCUCCCUCUGUACCCCAAGCUAGGAUUUUUAAUCCCCACUUCUCCCUUCACAGUCCGGGACAAGACUUCCAUUCCGUCGUUUGUUGCUGGUAUUUUUUUUCCUCAUGUGACGCGAGGGGCCGGCCCCUGCCUGGGGCGGAGGUUACUGGGAAGCUCCCGCCUUCUGACCCCUGCGGGCCCGCGGUUGAGAGGGACCCUCCCGGCGCUCUUUUGCACUCACUGGGGCUCGUGCUCGCUUUGGGCGCUCGCCCCAAAUGAUCCUAGCGGAAAGGACGUGCUUUUUCUGGGUUUCAGCAGAGACGGAGUUUUGCCAUGUUGUCCAGGCUGGUGUCGAAAUCCUGAGCUCAAGUGGUCUGCCUGCCUCGGCUUCCCAAAGUGCUGGGAUUACAGGUGAGGCUGCUGUCAGAAAGGAACUUUUACACAGUUUGCCUUCAGAGACAGUCUAUCAGCAUGUUGUAGAGUUUUAUUACUAAGAAAAUAAAUGUUACUUAUAUGAUGGUUUUACUCAGCAUUUGGUGUGGUGGAUCUUACAUAAACCUUUAGAACUUACAUCAGAGUGUUCAAGUCUUCUGAGACUCCAGAGUCACCUAAGAUUGUGGUGGUGCCAUGCAGCAAGAAGCAGAGAGAUGCAGAGUUAGAGCCAGAAGGCCUGACAUGGCACUUUAUGUACCUAAAGCUCGUAGGGGUGCAGUACUCCUUAAGACAGGUGAUGAAGAAGAAAGCUGUGGUUCAUCUAACUCUGUGGUGAAAGAAAAGCAAAAAGAAAGUUCUCUCUCCCAAAAAGAAGUCUUUAAAGACAAACUGGAGGCUCAGAGACUAAGUAUCAAUCCUGAUAGAAAGGAGCAUAAUUGUAGAGAAGGAAAGAAAUCUUCAACAAAAUUAAGAAUGGACACAUGCCUUCAAAAAACAAAUAGAGUUUGUUCUAAGAGAGGAACCACUGAAUCCAAAGAAGUAUUAUCCCAAGGACAACAGCAGGGAGCCCCAAAUGCUGGGGUUAUAACUAAUGCACCUUUACAGAGACAUUUUAAACCAAAGAAGGUGGAGUGUUUGGAAGUUGAAACUACAGAUGUGACAGGACAUGAGAGGAUACUUCUUUCACAGGCCUGUUUAGAAAUCAGUGAGGCUCAAGUUCCAAGCAAACCAUUCCAAAAUGUGGAAUUCUGUGACUUCAGUAGGCAUGAACCUGAUGGGGAAGCAUUUGAAGACAAAGAUUUGGAAGGCAGAAUUGAAACUGAUACCAAGGUUUUGGAGAUACUAUAUGAGUUUCCUAGAGUUUUUAGUUCUGUCAUGAAACCUGAGAAUAUGAUUGUACCAAUAAAACUAAGCUCUGAUUCUGAAAUUGUACAACAAAGCAUGCAAACAUCAGAUGGAAUAUUGAAUCCCAGCAGCGGAGGCAUCACCACUACUUCUGUUCCUGGAAGUCCAGAUGGUGUCUUUGAUCAAACUUGUGUAGAUUUUGAAGUUGAGAAUGUAGGUGGUAUAGCCAAUAGUACAGGUUUCAUCUUAGAUCAAAAAGAUACAGAUUCCAUUCCUGCAACUAUGGGUCACAUCUCUCUGUCAGAGAGCACAAAUGACACUGUUAGUCCAGUAAUGAUUAGAGAAUGUGAGAAGAAUGACAGCACUGCUGAUGAGUUACAUGUAAAGUACGAACCUCCUGAUACAGCUGUCCUUGCUCAUGAAACACAUAGAGAUAGUGGAGUUAAGAAUGUAGGUGACAUCACCAAUAAAGCAUGUAUGAUGGACACUACAGGUAUGUCCUGUAGUGAUCAUGUAACUGUUGAUAGCCCUUAUGUAGUUGCAGUUAGAAUAGCUGAUGAGACCUCUAUUAAUACACGAAGUUUCUCAAAGUUUGUAGGAAUGAGUGCAGAUGCAACCCCUCUUCAUGUAGCUAGAAGUGGGAAUGACACUGAAGAUUUCAGCAACCCUUCUGCUUGCUCAGAUAUUUAUGCUGAGAGUAUUUCAUCUCAUUUUACAGAGUCAACAGGAAAGUUGAUAGAGAGCUUGUCAGAUUGUGCUUCCUCCUUACCUAUAAAAAAGAUUGCUGGUAGUAAUUAUAACACUUUUUUGGACUCUGAACUCAGUAUGUUAAAUGGGACAAAAGUUCUUUCAGACAGUGCCGUGGGCAUUGACCUGGGUAGUACUGGUGAUACAACAGAAGCAUUGCACGAACUAAGAACUGCUGAAGAGUUCAAAACAAAAGAGCAAGAUGACUCAGGGAAUAUAGAAUUUGGUGUAUCUUUUCCUGAUAGGGAAUCAUUAUCUAUGGAAACAUCCAUCGAACCAAAAGCAACUGAAACUUCUCACACAGAGGGAAUUACUGCCACUGAGGAGAGCUGGGAGUCUAUGUUUAACGAUGAUGGUGACUGCCUGGAUCCACGUCUUCUACAAGAGUUAUCAGGGAAUACCAAGAGCAGAGAGAGCAUCCAGGAACCUAGAUUUGAUUACUACAAUCAUGAAGUUCCUGAUAUUGACCUCAGUGAUUGUGAAUUCCCACAUGUCAUUGAAAUUUAUGACUUUCCCCAAGAAUUUCGUACUGAAGACCUUCUACGGGUUUUCUGCAGUUAUCAAAAGAAAGGAUUUGAUAUUAAAUGGGUGGAUGAUACACAUGCCCUAGGAGUAUUCUCCAGUCCAAUUACAGCUCGUGAUGCGUUGGGUAUUAAACACACCAUGGUGAAGAUUCGUCCCUUGUCACAGGCCACAAGAGCAGCCAAGGCCAAAGCUAGAGCUUAUGCCGAGUUCCUCCAGCCAGCAAAGGAGCGUCCUGAGACUUCAGCAGCCCUAGCCAGAAGGUUAGUCAUCAGUGCCCUUGGGGUUCGAAGUAAGCAGAGCAAAACCCAACGAGAAGCAGAGCUCAAGAAACUGCAAGAAGCCAGAGGUAGGUGAUUAAUUGGCUGGUUCUGAAAGGCCAUCUUUUGGGUCACAAGCCUGAAAGGCAAAGUAAGUAAACAGUAGCCCGCUCACCUAGUUUGAUUAAUUAAAUCACAAAGAACUUCAAACCAUCUCUAUAAGAUAGUAAUAAAUUUAAUCACAGUUCAUACCUUCUGAAAACCUUCUUUAGACUUUCCAUUAUUCUGCCUUAAAGGGCAGUGCGGCAUUGCUGAUUCAUAAUCUAGGUCUUAGGGUAUUUUCUUGGUGUCUUUUCUCCCCUGAUGUCUGAAGUUCAUUUCUAACCACAUUUUUUUUUUUCAUUUUAAUGUGACUUUUUUUCUGUGAUGUAGCGUUUACUCAUUUUUUGGUGUCAAUUGCUGUUUAAUAAACCUACUACCUUUGCCUAGAUCAGAGAUGAAAAUGUUAACCUAGGACUAACUAACUGACCAGGUCGCCAGCUGUUGCUAAAAUAAAUAGUACAUGGUUCCUUGUGUUAACACUUAAUACAUUGAUAAUUAUUCCACUCUCUAGAGUUAAAUGCCCCCUUGUGGGAUUCAGACUGUAUUUUUCCAUAUAUUAUUAUAUAAAUAUUUGGUAAACUUAAAAUCUAAAACUUUGCUAAAAUUAAGAGGUUAUUUAGAUUACUUCUCCUUAAUCUACUAUGUCUGUCACUCUAUAAAAGAAGGGAAUAAGAUUCAUUUGACCAGACACGUUCUUCACAAAGCAUGUUGUCUAUUGUUCUGUAUGUGACUACAGUAGAUUUUGUGAUUAUUUUUCAUAGAUCUAGAAUAAAUUUUGAAAGUCUUUAAUUUACAUCCUCUCUCUGCUUUUUUUAAAACAUGACACCAAACUGGCCCUUUUACAAUCUUCAACGCUUUACAUUCUCUUAUGUAAAGUCUUGACUGCACCGUGAUUGCAGGCAACUCAUUUAAUAUAAUCAUUUCUGUUGAUUGAUUUAUUAUAUCGGAGAAUGAAAGUUUACAGGGCCAGCCAAUGUGAAUGUUUUAGGUCAGUCAUUUUGUGCUGAAUUUUCUAUUUUUUCUUAAUUCCUUGCCCUUGUGUCUACUAUUGGGCUUUCUCUUUAUUCUUUUUUUUUUUUUGAGACGGAGUCUUGCACUGUCCCCUAGGCUGGACUACAGUGGCGCGAUCUCGGCUCACUGCAAGCUCCGCCUCCUGGGUUCACGCCAUUCUCCUGCCUCAGCCUCCCAAGUUAGCUGGGACUACAGGCACCCGCCACUGCGCCCGGCUAAUUUUUUGUGUUUUUAGUAGAGACGGGGUUUCGCUGUGUUAGUCAGGCUGGUCUUGAUCUCCUGACCUCAUGAUCCACCCGUCUCGGCCUCCCAAAGUGCUGGGAUUACAGGCGUGAGCCACCGCGCCCGGCCUCUCUUUAUUCUUUUAAUUGUUGGAGGUGAAGUUAGUAGGAGCUUUGUUUCAUGCAGUUUAUCAGCUAUUAUCUGCUUUCCUUUCUCUUUAAUAAAGGGACAUGUUUCUUUGUCUUUCUGUUUAUACAAUUUUUUUCAUAUUUUUUCCCUUGUAGAUAUUUUCAGAUGUCAGGAUAGUAGAAAGUGUGCUGGUGAAGAAUUAAGGAUCUGGGUCCCAGAUUCAGUUCUUUCACUGGCUGUGUAACUUUAGGCAAGUCAUUUCAGCUCUCUGAGCUUCUGUUUCCUCAUCUUUAAAAUAAAGAAAUUAUUAUUUCCUAUCCUGACCUACAUUUCUCUAUUCUAUUCAUGUUCUUGUAUUUCUAAAUUUACACCUCACAUUUUCACUAUUUCUUUGUGCUUCUCAAUUUGUCUUCCUACUCUUACUAGUUUUUUCAUAUGGCUUACCAUUAGAAUCUAUUUACUUUUAUUAGAAAGUGUUAGGAAAUGUUUCAGGCCGGGCACAGUGGCUCACGCCUGUCAUCCCAGCACUUUGGGAGGCCGAGGUGGGCAGAUUACCUGAGCUCAGGAGUUCAAGACCAUUCUGGCUAGCAUGGCGAAACCCUGUCUCUACUACACAUAGAAAAAAAUUAGCCAGGCAUGGUGGCAUGUGCCUGUUACUCAAGAGCUACUCAGGAGACUGAGGCAUGAGAAUUGCUUGAACCUGGGAGGCGGAGGUUGCAGUAAGCCAAGAUCACACCACUGCACUCCACCCUGGGUGACAGAGCGAGACUGCAUCUCCAAAAAAAAAAAAAAAAAAAAAAAGAGGUUCAGAAUUCUGAACUUUCCAGAUUUUAGAAAGGUAAUAUGGUAUCUGUCUUAUAACGCCAAAAUCAGACACAUUAAUAUUUCUGCAGCACAGUGUGUGACUGUUCACACUAAAUGGGAUAUGUAAAGACUAUAAAUAGCUUCGUAUCCUUUCAAGUUAGAUUUGCCUCCAUCGAUUAAUUUUGGCCCCAAGCUUUAAAGAAAGCAAUAACUUUGUUUUCAGAAUUGUUUUGAUUUUGGAAUUGUGUGUUAUGGGCCUGUUAUAUUUUUCUACUGCUCUUGGAUCUCUUCUCAUAUUACUCUUAAAGAUUUAAGUUUCACACCUUAUUGAAAAAUUGGAGUUCUAAUAAUUUACUUUUCUGGUUUCUUCAUAUUUCCUUGGGAUGUAGAACCAGAUUUUGAUUGCUUUCAUCCAUUGCCUUUAGAUCUCCUCCUAACUUCUCCAUGUUUGUAAGAAUCAAGAGCAUGCUGCCUUCCUAAAAAAUUCUGGAAUCCAUUAGACAAACCAGUUAUCCUUUGUGCUGUCUCCUAGAGAACCCCAGUGCAGUUCAAGGCCUGCCUCAGUUCCAGGGCACUCUACCAGCCUUCAUUUUGCAAUUUGCAGACCACUGUUUUUUGCCUCUUGUAACUUUGCUGCUAUAUUCAGAUAAUGCCACAAGAUGGUGCCCAAAUAGCAGUGAAUUUCUUUUUCUCACAUUUCCAAGUGCCAGUCAGCUUCAUAACUAACUUCUUUGCCCUUAAAGUACAGUCAAAUACAGUAUAGGAAUGUUGUAAGGGAUUCUGCUGAUGAGGAAAGAUGUAUCAGAAUAGCAAGUGUUUAUUCUGAAUUCAUCUCAAUUUCUGUAAUCUCACCUUGGUUCAUGACUCGCUAAACCUUAUACAGGCAUUAUCAAUUUGGAACAGUAAGAAGGAAGCAUUUAGGCUUACCAUCUAUGAUGUAGGCUUAUCCCCAUUUUAUGGUGUCAAGAUAAAUGACUAGCCAUGCAAUUGGAACUGGUAUUGUGGCACCUAAAGGAGCGCUUGGGUCACCAGACUGUUGUAUGGUCCAUAUUUUCUCAGACCUUGGUGAAAGUAUUAAGGAGAACCAAGCUUCUAUAUUAAAAAUUGAAGAUGAAUUAUCCAGAUUUGUAUAUUUUUUGUUUUUAGAAAUAGUUUUAGUUUUCCAUAUUGUAAUUGUAUAUUCCAGAAGAUUUCUGGCUCCUGGAAGUGCUCUGAAAAUAUUGAAAUGUGGUUUGCCUCUGAAAUAUUUUUUCAAUAAAGUUUUAGAGAGGAGAUAUGAGUAAAGCCCAGGGGCUACCAUUUCCAUUUAAGCAACAAAAUAGAAGAAUAUCAAUAUAUAUCCUUGAUACUUAUUGAAAUAUUUGUAAAGAUCAGUAAGCUGAGAAUAAUGGGCAAUUGUGUUGAAGCACUAAACAUAGUUGAAAAGUAGAAUUUAAAUGUGUAUUGGCAAGACUAGAAUCUGAGUCCCUACUAGAUUCUGACUUAUUCCAUAUACUUCUAAUAGCCUCAGAUAUUUUUUAUUAUAUAGUAGUAAAUGUAAUGACUUACAGUAGUAUCAUUUUCACUUACAAAGCACUUAGGAAAUUAAAGGAAUUAACUCUUGUUAUCAGGUAAGAGAGACCAGGAUAUCCACUUGUCUCAUGACUAAAGUUUGCCUUGUAAUUUGGAUUAAGGGAAAGUCAUUGGUUAUAUGAAGUAGACAACUGUGGUUAAUACUGCUCUUAU